Messenger RNA from Corythoichthys intestinalis (scribbled pipefish), 1616 nucleotides. RefSeq names its product leucine-rich repeat neuronal protein 4. The transcript is spliced from 2 exons. The record is from RefSeq and is a predicted model, not a curated record. Bases 149 to 934 code for a protein of 261 amino acids. NCBI's taxonomy places the organism in Eukaryota, Metazoa, Chordata, Actinopteri, Syngnathiformes, Syngnathidae.
GGCACCAAGGGGAGAAAAAGAGGUUGGGGAGGAGGAGGAGGAGGAGAAAAGUUUUAUAGAAACUCACAGUGAGAACAAAAAGCGAGAAGCGCACUCACAAGGAUAGACUGAGAAAGACACUAGAAAUAUUCCUCACCAUUCAACAGACAUGACAUCACUACGUAGGAACCCAACUGUGCUUCUCCUCUUUCUGAGUGCCUGGCCUCUCCUUCCCUCCUGCCUUAUCACAGACGCUGCAUCUACUUCGCCUCCCAUCACUCGUCCACGAUUUAGAUUAAUUACCGGUUUAGAUCUCGAUUAUGGUGGGGAUUAUGGUGAAGAUGAUGAGUCUGGCAGCAAAAACCCUCCAGAAGUGCAUGCCACUACUAGGAGGAAGUUUCUCCAACGGGAAAUCUGCAAUUUUAACCCUUGUUUGGAGAAUCAGGUGCCCUGUGCCAAGCUGUUGGCAGAGACUGGUUGCCUCUGCCCUGGAAUUAGUGGAGCUGACCAGUCUCCUCAUGCACCACGCUUACACGCACUGAUGCCAAUCAACAAGGGGGAAAACAGGGGCAAAGUUGAGGUCAAAUGGUGUGCUCCAACCUCUGUGGUGACUAAGUACAGAGUAGUGGUGGAAGGACAAGACGAAAAAACAAUUGAAUUUGGGGAAGCUUUUCGACAAGGUUUGGUCGGGUCUUUGGAAAUUGGAACCAAGGUGUGUGUGGAGGCAGUUAAUAAAGCAGGACACAGCACACCCACAGAGUUUUCCUGCUUGCGAUAUGACCCUCCCUCGUCAUCAGGCUAUGAGGUGUUAGGAGGUAUUAUUGGAGGAGGGAUUCUCCUUUUACUCCUGAUCUUUGCUGUGAUCCUCUGGAGGUGUCAAAAGAACCGAAAUGCAAAGAGAGACUCAACCGAUGGACUCGGAAACCCAUCAUACAGUAAAGAAGAGACGUUGUAAACUAGAAGACACUUAAGGGCAGGCACUUAAUAGUUUUUUUUUUUAAAACAAUGGAAAACAGUCCAAAAGUGGAUUAUUUACCAUACUAGGAAAUAUGUAAAUAUAGAGAUUAUUGGUGUGGGUUCUUAUUUUGUUUUUAAAUACCAUGUUACAUUUCAGGGCUAGAACUACCUAUUUUUCCUGGCAAUUUACUUUUAUAGUUUUCUAGAGCAGUGUUUGUUAAUAUUUUGUAAUAAUGACUGAAAUAUGGGAGUAAAAUAAUUCUGCCAGGAUUAUGAGUAAUUUACAUUUUGUUUUAUGGAGUUAAAUCAUCAGAGCAACCCAAAACUUAUUUCCUUGUGAGAAAUACAAUAUAAUUUGUAAUAGUAAUGACUAUGUAUUACCAUGAAGGAUAAUUCCCUUUGUAGAAAAAAAAAAAAAAAAAAUUCUACACCACUUUGGGUUGUGUGAUGUCAGGUGAUGUGUUUCGGUUUUAAUGUAUUAAAAGAAAGAAAACAUUUUUCCUCUUGACCACAAAUUUUUAAAACCUAGAAGUAUUUGUUCAUUGGACAAAGAAAAUUAGGGAAAAUUUCAAACAAUUUCAACUUGUCUUUUCGUGGUCCACUUUCUAAAUCUGGAAUAUUUAGAUAUUCGAACUCAAAGAUGACCAAAUGAAACUAUGAACAUACCAUGUGUAUUUAAU